AUCGAGUUAACAAUUUCACUUCUUGGUGUUCACAUCGAGCCACAAAUAGGCUAACAGGCAAACAAAAUUUAACCGUCAAUCUCACUGGAUCCUCAGUUCCCCAAAUUGGACAAUUUCACGCAAAUAAAUAAAUAAAAAUAAAAGCAGUUAUCAGUUUUCGCGCUCGAAUUGUUGCCAAUCUUAUUUGCUUUAGCCAACCAUUAUCCUUGUAUUCUCCUAUACAAAUCGUUCAAGCUCAACCACAAAACAACAUGAUGAAGUCUAUGCAAAUUCUGCUGUGCUACGGUCUGCUGUUGACCAUGUUCUUUGCCCUGAACGAGGCACGACCCUCGACGGGCGAGGCAGCUGCUGAUACGGAUGGAAUGGAGACUCCGGAUGCUGAGGAUGUGCGUGGUGCCUUUUCGGGCUAUGAGUUGCCUGCUCAGGCCAUUUAUCCCAACAUUCCCAUGGACCGCUUGCAGAUGCUGUUCGCACAGUACAGGCCCACUUACAGCGGCUAUCUGCGCACACCCUCCUAUGCCAACAUGAACGAGUUGUACCGACUUCCAGAGAGCAAGCGUCAAGUGAGAUACCGACAGUGCUACUUCAAUCCCAUCUCCUGCUUCAGGAAGUAAAUCUCUUCAGCUUCGAUCUGAAACCAUAGCACAACCAACACAAACAAACAACAAAAAUAAAAAGAAAAAACAACAAAAAAUGAC
Messenger RNA from Drosophila grimshawi, 698 nucleotides. RefSeq lists its product as uncharacterized. The transcript has 4 exons. The record is from RefSeq and is a predicted model, not a curated record. Bases 252 to 614 code for a protein of 120 amino acids. Lineage: Eukaryota; Metazoa; Arthropoda; Insecta; Diptera; Drosophilidae.